AUGAUGAAGCAGCCGUUGUGGGCGCGCCAUUUCGGACCCUGCGCUCUACUCUCCAAUGGCUUCCACUGCCCUGCCUUCUAGAACCUUCCACCGCCGCGCGCUCCCCUCGUCUGCCCCGUCUCAUCAUUCGAGGGAGACCUUCGCCCCCGGCUGCCUCCCCGGCGCCGUCUCCCGGCGGCGAGCGGCCGUGCAGCUCCUCUCCGCCGGAUUCUUGACGUCCGUCGCGCCGCCACCGCCGUCGCUCGCCGCGAGGAGGGGACGCAUUGUAGUACCGCCGGAGGACUACGCCACUGCACCUGAUGGUCUGAAGUACUAUGAUCUUGUUGAAGGGAAGGGGCCAAUUGCUGAAAAGGGCUCAACUGUGCAGGUUCAUUUCGACUGCAUAUACCGUGGCAUCACUGCAGUGUCAAGCCGUGAAUCGAAGCUCCUAGCAGGGAAUCGGAGUAUUGCCCAGCCUUAUGAGUUCACUGUUGGGUCGCUGCCUGGGAAAGAACGAAAGCGGGACUUUGCAGACAAUGCCAAUGGGCUAUACUCAGCGCAAGCUGCUCCAAAGCCUCCAGCCGCCAUGUACACGAUAACUGAGGGGAUGAAAGUAGGGGGAAAGAGGAGAGUAAUUGUCCCUCCAGAACUGGGAUAUGGGAAAAGGGGAAUGAGUGAGAUACCGCCUGAUGCCCCUUUUGAACUGGAUAUAGAGCUACUGGAACUCAUUUCUCCUGCAGAAAAAUGACCUUUUCUAUUUGCAGCAGAGAGGGAGCAUUGAGGUACUUAUGGAGUGUGCCCAAUUUCAGAGGAAUGGAUUACAUAAUUUACUGACAUUUGAGGUCCAUGCUGAUUAGAUAUGCAAUUGUAAUAAACCUAUGACUAAAUGCAUGCUGAGAGCCUGAGAUGGUAGUUGCUGGGACAAGAUUCUUUUGGUUCAAGACACAGAAAUUUCUUUUUGGACAUUAAGCAGAACUAAAGUGUGUAAAAUAUUUCCCUCAAAGAAGUAAAAUACAUGUAAUAUUUCUUGAUUAUGUUGAAGCAAAACUGGGCAAUGAAUA
Messenger RNA from Sorghum bicolor (sorghum), 1040 nucleotides. Its product is annotated as peptidyl-prolyl cis-trans isomerase FKBP18, chloroplastic. Lineage: Eukaryota; Viridiplantae; Streptophyta; Magnoliopsida; Poales; Poaceae. Gene Ontology annotation, cellular component: chloroplast thylakoid lumen. The record is from RefSeq and is a predicted model, not a curated record. Gene Ontology annotation, molecular function: peptidyl-prolyl cis-trans isomerase activity. The coding region runs from base 56 to 727 and encodes 223 amino acids. The transcript is spliced from 6 exons.